AUGUCAGGACGCGGAAAGCAAGGAGGCAAAGCUCGAGCCAAGGCCAAGUCGCGCUCGUCCCGCGCCGGCCUUCAGUUCCCGGUGGGGCGGGUUCACCGCCUGCUGCGCAAAGGCAACUACGCGGAGCGGGUGGGGGCCGGCGCUCCAGUGUACCUGGCGGCAGUCCUCGAAUACUUAACGGCGGAAAUACUGGAGCUGGCGGGCAAUGCGGCCCGUGACAACAAGAAGACUCGCAUUAUCCCUCGCCAUUUGCAACUAGCCGUGAGAAAUGAUGAAGAGCUCAACAAGUUACUCGGAGGUGUCACCAUUGCUCAGGGCGGUGUUUUGCCUAAUAUCCAGGCUGUCUUAUUGCCUAAGAAAACGGAGAGUCACAAGCCUGGCAAGAACAAGUAACUAGAGCUUGAUACCACUCCCUCACCCAAAAGGCUCUUUUAAGAGCCACCAAAGUGUCAAAUGAAGGGCUGAUCACAAGUAGCGCAUUAGCUCUUUUUUUGAAAACUUGGGUGGCUCUAAAAAGAGCCUUUGGUCUUUGGUUUUAGUUUGUCAGGAUUUAUUUGCUUUUGGCUUUGUGGCUUUCAGUUUUCUUUGGUAAUAGAACGGCCUGGAUAUUGGGCAGAACGCCACCCUGGGCGAUGGUGACUUUGCCCAACAGCUUGUUCAGCUCCUCGUCGUUGCGGAUGGCCAGCUGGAGGUGACGGGGGAUGAUGCGUGUUUUCUUGUUGUCACGGGCCGCAUUGCCGGCCAGCUCCAGGAUUUCGGCGGUCAGAUA
Messenger RNA from Sciurus carolinensis (gray squirrel), 769 nucleotides. RefSeq names its product histone H2A type 2-B. Bases 1 to 393 code for a protein of 130 amino acids. The transcript has a single exon. Lineage: Eukaryota; Metazoa; Chordata; Mammalia; Rodentia; Sciuridae. Gene Ontology annotation, molecular function: protein heterodimerization activity; DNA binding; structural constituent of chromatin. Gene Ontology annotation, cellular component: nucleosome. The record is from RefSeq and is a predicted model, not a curated record.